CUAUGAGAAGUCAGACACGCACAGGUUUGAGGUACCCCGAAUGCUCUCUGAAGACUUAGAAGCCCUGGAGAACUACGUCAACAAGAUGAAAGACAAGAGCCUGUGGAAAUGGUGGGCACAGUAUCUGGAGAGCCAAUCAGAUAUGGAAUCUGCACUAAAAUACUACGCGCUGGCUCAGGAUUAUUUUUCCCUAGUCCGGAUCCACUGUUUUCAGGGCAACAUUCAGAAGGCUGCUGAAAUAGCAAACGAAACGGGGAAUGGGGCAGCCUCAUACCACUUGGCCCGCCAGUAUGAGAGCCGGGAUGAAAUCAAGCAGGCCGUGCACUUCUACACCAGGGCCCAGGCGUUCAACAACGCCAUCCGCCUCUGCAAGGAGAACAAUUUAGAUGAUCAGCUGAUGAACCUGGCUCUUCUGAGCUCUCCAGAAGACAUGAUGGAGGCAGCCUGCUAUUAUGAGGAGAAGGGGGAGCAGAUGGACAGAGCUGUCAUGUUAUACCACAAGGCAGGACACUUCUCCAAAGCACUGGAGCUUGCCUUUGCCACGCAGCAGUUUGGGGCCCUACAGCUAAUUGCUGAAGACCUGGAUGAGAAAUCAGACCCUGCUCUGCUAGCACGCUGUUCGGAUUUUUUUAUUGAACACGCUCAGUAUGAGAAGGCAGUGGAGCUGCUGCUAACAGCCAAAAAGUACCACGAAGCUCUGCAGCUUUGCCUGAAGCACAACCUGACGAUCACGGAGGAGAUGGCUGAGAAGAUGACGGUCUCUAAGGACUCCAAGGACCUCUCUGAGGAGUCCCGUAAGGAGCUGCUGGAGCAAAUUGCUGAUUGCUGCAUGAGACAAGGCAAUUACCACAUGGCAACAAAGAAAUACACGCAAGCAGGAAACAAGUUAAAGGCUAUGAGGGCACUGCUGAAAUCUGGAGAUACCGAGAAAAUUGUCUUCUUUGCGGGAGUUUCCAAACAGAGAGAGCUUUAUAUCAUGGCAGCCAACUACCUCCAGUCACUGGAUUGGUGUAAGGACCCCGAGAUCAUGAAGUACAUUAUCAGCUUCUACACUAAAGGCAGGGCCCUGGACCUGCUGGCAGGUUUCUAUGAUGCAUGUGCUCAGGUGGAAAUCAAUGAGUAUCAGAACUACGAGAAAGCACACGGAGCACUUACAGAAGCAUACAAGUGCCUUUCAAAAGCAAAGACCAAAAGCCCCCUGGACCAGGAAAGCAAACUGGCACAUUUGCAAAGCAAGAUGACCCUGAUGAAGCGAUUCAUCCAUGCUCGGAGAGUUUACUCUGAAGAUCCCAAAGAAGCAGUCAGACAGUGCGAGCUCCUCCUCGCUGAACAGGAUUUUGACAGUGCCAUCCAUCACGGCGAUGUCUUGGGAUUUCUGGUUGAACACUACGUACAAGCAGAGGAAUUCCAUACGGCUCACCGGUACCUGGAAGAGAUGCAGAAAAGAGUUCCACCCAUGCAGCUGGGCUGCUACGUGACACGGCAGAGCAUUGAGGCCGUUCUCCGAGGAGUAGGCAUUCCUACCCUGGUUCCAGAGCAAAUUCACCACAGCAGUGUGGAGAACAAGGAGGUGGAAGAAGAAGUGGCUGAUGAAGUGGAGGACGCCUGA
Molecule: messenger RNA, 1609 nt
Organism: Pterocles gutturalis (yellow-throated sandgrouse)
Lineage: Eukaryota; Metazoa; Chordata; Aves; Pterocliformes; Pteroclidae
Gene: IFT140
Product: intraflagellar transport 140
Exons: 10
Biological process (GO): intraciliary retrograde transport
Cellular component (GO): axoneme; intraciliary transport particle A; ciliary basal body
Molecular function (GO): protein binding
Source: RefSeq, a predicted model, not a curated record